AACUAUAAGGAAUAAUUAUUAAUUAACGUUAAUCGCCUGAUCACCACAAGAACUCACAUUCGUUUAAAAUUAACGAAAUUUUUUCGUAAACUGAAGUGUGAAUUCCUGAAUUGACAACCAUUAACUUCGAUUACUAUACACGAGAUUCGUGCAUACUGCGUUCUGCUCAUAACGUUCUGCUUAGAAGGGCUAGAAAAAAAAAAAGAAUGGCUUCGCUGCAAUCAAAGGAUAUAAGACUUUCUCAAGGUGUAGAAAGUAUACCAAAAGUACUAACUAAUGUAUUUUUAAAAAUACCAAUUGGCAUAUGUUACCAGAAAUUUGAUGAAAUGAGAAGGAAUAAAGAAUUAUGUGAUAUAAAGAUCGUUGCGAAAAAUGGUGAAGAAAUAUGGGCUCAUAAAGUUGUUCUCGCAGCCAACAGUGAAUAUUUUAAUAUUAUGUUCAAUAGCCAAUUUAAAGAAUCUAAAGAAUUGGAAAUCAAAAUUCAAGAAUUAGAUCCAUAUGUGUUGAGUUCAUUAAUUGACUUUAUUUAUUCAUCUGAGUUAGUUGUAAAUGAACAAAAUAUCAAAGAAAUUAUAGAAGGAAUUUGUUUUUUACAAUUAGAUGAAACAAUUUGCAACAAAUGUGUGGAAUAUAUUAAAUCAAGAAUUGAACCCUCCAAUUGUUUAGGUAUAAAAGAAAUGGCUGAAUGUCUUGGAUUAAAAGAUUUAUGUUUGUUUUGUUUAACUUAUGCUUCAAUUAAGUUUAGUGAUGUAUAUAAAAAUGAAGAGUUUUUACAUAUAACUCUUAAUGAAUUAAUACCAAUUAUUAAAAAUGAAGAUUUAUGUGUAGCUGAAGAAAAGGUGUAUGAAUCUGUAAUAAAAUGGAUUAAACACGAUAGAGAAAAUCGUAAUAAACAUUUACCUGACUUAAUGAAAUAUGUACGGUUACCAAUUAUUUCGCAGGAAUUUUUGGAGAGUACUGUUGAUAAAGAACUACUUUUGGAAUUUAAUAAAAAUAGUAGAGAAUAUUUAGAUGGAGCUUAUCCUGUUCAUGGUACUGAGUUAAAAGCACCAAAUUCUAUCCGUACACAAUAUCGUUCAAAUUAUUCAGAAUAUGUUUUAGUUAUGGGUAUAAGUGGUAGUAUCCAUCAUCCUCUUUUGUAUAACGUUAUAACAAAUCAGUGGAAAACUGUAUCAAUAACUAUUCCGCUGAAUAGUUAUGGUCUAACUGUUUUACUCAAUGAUGGUCGCUUAUUUAGUGUUGGUGGUGUUUGUUAUACAACUAGGAGCGAACAUUUAAAUAAUUUGUUUCAUGUAAGUUUGCCACUCAAUUCAUGUCAUAUUUUUGAUGCUAACACAAAACAUUGGAGAUUAAUGAAAAGGAUGUUGAAUCAUCCAAAUGAAUCCAAUAUCGUUCAGAUUGGUAGUCGUAUUUAUGUGCCAGAUAUUUAUGAUAGUGAAUAUUAUGAUAUUGAAAAUGAUAAAUGGUUUAAAAUGAACUCUAUAAAUUUAAAUCGAACUGAUUAUGCAGUUAUUGCUCUUAAUGGAUUUAUAUAUGCUGUUGGAGGAAAUCUUACAUCAUAUGGUGUUGAAGUUGUAGAACAGUUUGAUCCAAAAACUAAUACUUGGAAACAAGUGGCAUCAAUGUUAAAAGGUAGAGUUGCUCCUACACUUUGUGUAUUGAACAGUUGUAUGUAUGCUAUUGGAGGAAGAAACUAUGGGGAUAUCUAUUUGUCUUCAGUGGAAAAGUAUGAUCCUUCAACUGACUCUUGGGAAAAAGUGACAAAUUUAAAUCAUAGUAGAUCGAAUGCAGGUGCUGUGACUGUAAAUGGAUUGAUUUAUGUGUUUGGAGGUGAACACAGCAAUUUCACAAUAGAAGUAUAUUGUCCUUACAAAAAAACAUGGUCAGUGUUGUCGUCAAAAGUACCUGACACUUUCGAUAAUUAUGGUUGCUGCAAUGCGUUCAAUGUCAAACGACACAUUCAAAAUGAAGUUUUAAAGUUAACUGAUUAAAUAUAACUCCUAUUGAUUUUUUUUAAAAAAUUUUUACUAUUAAUAUAUAAUAAUUGGUUAUGAAAAUACUGAUUAUUUAUAUGAUGUAUUAUUAUGUUGAGUUUUCUUAAUCGUUUUUUGUUAAAUUAUUAUGUUGUAACGAUAGCCACUCUUAUCAAUGGUGGGCAUUCACUUGUUAAAAAGUUAAGUUUUUUUUAAGAUUUUAACUUAACUAGUAAGUUGUAUGUACUAUAAUAAUAAUUUUAAGGUUUAUGUUUAGUGCUAAAUGUCUUGAUUGUGAGGGUUUCAUCGAUGGAUGAUUUCCCUCAUCAUGUGCUUUAUGUGCUGUUUUUUUCUCUUAUUGCGUCUGUGUUAUGUCAGUCAUCUUUUUUACUUAUUGUGUAAUAUAAUAGUAUAAUACAGAUUGUAAAUUUUUCAAAUAAAAAAAAAGAAAUAAAAAGCUUC
Molecule: messenger RNA, 2435 nt
Organism: Aphis gossypii (cotton aphid)
Lineage: Eukaryota; Metazoa; Arthropoda; Insecta; Hemiptera; Aphididae
Product: kelch-like protein 3
Exons: 11
Coding region: 207-1991 (594 amino acids)
Molecular function (GO): protein binding
Source: RefSeq, a predicted model, not a curated record